AUGGCAGUAUCACCGAGUACUAUCGUCGUGAUAGCGGCGGUGUUCGCUCUUCUUUACCGGCUCAGUAGGGUUGGACAACGCCCCAAAGGAUACCCCCCUGGUCCUCCCACGUUACCCCUGAUAGGAAACAUUCAUUUGAUGCCAAAAGAGAAAGGACACCUUCAAUUUCAGAAAUGGGCCGAAGAGUAUGGUCCAGUAUACUCACUGAUGUUGGGAACCCAGGUCAUGAUUGUUCUUUCAUCGGAUAAGGCGAUUAAAGAUCUACUGGAUAAGAGAAGUGGUAUAUACUCCUCAAGGCCAGAUAACUAUCUUGCCAAUGUCGUUAGCGGAAAUCUUCGAAUGUUGUUAAUGGAAUAUAACCAGACGUGGCGUAUGAUUCGCGGGCUUGUACACAAUAGUCUUAACAUCAAGGCAGCCCGAACCUAUGUUCCGUAUCAGGAUCUCGAAAAUAAGGCGAUGCUUCUCUCAUUCCUCGAGGAUCCUACCCACUUUAUCGAACAUAUGCGAAGAUAUACAACUUCGCUAACCACGCAAAUGCUUUUUGGGUUUCGCACCACUCGUUAUGACGAUCCGAAGCUUACACAGCUCUAUCAUGGAUUCGAGAAAUUUUCGACAGUCGCCGGGUCACAAUCCGCAGCUCUACUCGAUACUUUUCCCGUGCUAAGAAGCCUUCCGGAUUUUCUUGUUCCUGGAAAACGAUAUGCCACAGAGCUGCAUAAAAAGGAAGCACCUUUAUUUGUGGGACUCUAUCAAGAAACGAAACAGAAACUCCGAGAUGGGAAAUCAAAGCCUUGCUUUUGCGCCGACCUUGCCCGAGCGCAAGACCAGGCAGGCUUUACUGAUGACCUCGCUGGUUACGUUAGCGGCACCUUGUUAGAGGCCGGAUCAGACACAACGGCCGCAACAUUGGUCGGCUUCGUUCAGGCACUACUUAUUUUCCCGGAGGUGGUUAAAGCGGCGCAAGCCGAACUCGACCGUGUAUGCGGAGACCGACUCCCAGAUUUAAAUGACCUGCCGGAACUCCCCUAUAUCCGAGGCUGUAUGAAAGAAAGUAUGAGAUGGAUGCCAACUGGAAUCCUCGGCGUGCCGCAUGCCGUCACUCGUGACGAUGAAUACAUGGGUUAUAAGAUUCCGAAAGGUGCCGCGGUAAUGUGGAAUGUCUGGGCUAUUUCCAACGACCCAAAACGUCAUCCCAAUCCCCGACGAUUCGAUCCAACACGUUGGGCCCAUGACCUUCAAACCUCACUAGAGGCGGCCACUAAUGCAGACGCAUCUAAGCGUGACCAUUUCCUCUUCGGUGCUGGGCGUAGGCUCUGCCAAGGAAUGCAUAUAGCGGAAAGGUCUUUAUUUUUGGCCAUGUCGCGAUUACUCUGGGCCUUCGACUUCGAGAGGGCCAUUGACGAAAAGACUGAGAAGGAAAUCGUCCCGGACAUGGAAGACUUGGUGGAGUCGGGCUUGUUUGUUCAGCCCAACCCGUUCAAAGCGGUGAUCACACCUAGGAGCCCACAGAGAGCGGAGCGUGUCCGAGAGGAAUGGGACGCGGUAGCAAAACUGCUUGAUGGCGAAAAGCAGUGGCAAGAUGUUCCGGAGGGAUUGAUCUGGAAAGACUACGAACCGACCGAAGCUGCGGUGAAAGCCUGAAUACCUAGUAAACCAGUUAAGCUAGUAGCCCUGCAGUCACACGAUGCGGGCUCAGAAACUUCAGAUAGGGAUUUGUUGCUUGGGUCGCUUGAUUAUUACAUGGAGAAGAGGUGAUUGGACAAUGAAGAAGCAUACCUACUACUAGGUACAUAUGUGUAUGUACGUAGGCUGACAUCUGUAUGUCAGAGAUGGAGUUACAUUUAUGUAUGGGGAGCAAACAAGUGAAAAAAAAAAAAAAAAAAGAAGAAGAAAAAGAGAAGGAUGCACAAGUAUGUGGCUACUCCGUAAUACCUAGUAUUGACAGCAGUACAGCACUGACUCACUGAGACUCGAUGCUGUAUGUACUUCAAUGUUAGGCAUACAUAGGUAGUUACAUAUGUACAUCAAAUACCUAGUACCUACCAACCUUGAACAAAUAACUACAUAAGACGGCAGUUAUUAACUAUUUGGUGGCAGGAACGGCCAGAUAAGGCAAUGGGCGGCAAUUUACG
Hypoxylon fragiforme is the source of this 2132-nucleotide messenger RNA. Its product is annotated as cytochrome P450. The record is from RefSeq and is a predicted model, not a curated record. NCBI's taxonomy places the organism in Eukaryota, Fungi, Ascomycota, Sordariomycetes, Xylariales, Hypoxylaceae. Gene Ontology annotation, molecular function: oxidoreductase activity, acting on paired donors, with incorporation or reduction of molecular oxygen; monooxygenase activity; iron ion binding. The transcript is spliced from 6 exons. Bases 1 to 1641 code for a protein of 546 amino acids.